This is a messenger RNA of Gambusia affinis (western mosquitofish), 871 nucleotides long. Its product is annotated as regulator of G-protein signaling 5. Bases 212 to 694 code for a protein of 160 amino acids. NCBI's taxonomy places the organism in Eukaryota, Metazoa, Chordata, Actinopteri, Cyprinodontiformes, Poeciliidae. The record is from RefSeq and is a predicted model, not a curated record. The transcript is spliced from 5 exons.
UGCUUUGUGUCUCCUGCUGACAGGUCUACCUGAUCUGUUCCCCAUCUCAUCCCCGUUCAGCUCCCAGCUCCACACCUGCUGGUCUGAGAGCAGCAGAUCGACAGAUCAGAUAAGCCACAUGUCCACCGCUGUAUAUAAGAGCGGCGCAUUCAAGCCCCGGAGACAGACUAACAAGUUAUCUACCGUAAUAAUACUGAGUUCAUUUUGAAAUAUGUGUAAGGGACUAUACCUGCCUUCCUCCUGCUUGGAGAAGGCAAAAGGGAUGCGAGUGAAGCUGAGCCACCUGGCUGAGAUCCACCACAAGCAAAAGGUACAAAAUGGAAAAAUCCUUCAGGAUCUGGAAACUCUGCUGGGCAGCAAAAUCGGUCUUCAGGCGUUUCGAGGGUUCCUGCGUUCAGAGUUCAGCGAGGAGAACCUGGAGUUCUGGCUGGCCUGUGAGGACUACAGGGUUUCCCCUUCAACCAUGCAGAAGACCAAAGCCAGCAGCAUCUACAACCAGUUCAUCAACCCCGACGCUCCACUGGAGGUGAACCUGGAUGCUGAGACCCGUGAGGCUCUGCUGAGCGUGAUGGACUCCCCGUGUGCCAACACCUUCAACCUAGCGCAGCAGAGGAUCUACAGCCUGAUGGCCAAGGACUCCUUCCCUCGGUUUCUCCGCUCUCACCACUGUGCAGAGGCCAUCAAGGCUUAUUAAACGUCCUUUCUGAGAAUGGCUUCAGAAACUAAUCUUUUCUGCUGGACUUGACUGUAAUGUGCAAUUUAUUUUAGCAACAUGUUUAGUCAUGCAACAGUCUACUACCUGCUGUUAGAAACAGUAGAAUAGUAGCAUUAAAUUGCUUAAAUGUAGAUGAAUAAAAUACUUCCCCCUCUA